Molecule: messenger RNA, 2974 nt
Organism: Bolinopsis microptera
Lineage: Eukaryota; Metazoa; Ctenophora; Tentaculata; Lobata; Bolinopsidae
Product: short transient receptor potential channel 4-like
Exons: 3
Coding region: 857-2467 (536 amino acids)
Biological process (GO): regulation of cytosolic calcium ion concentration; calcium ion transmembrane transport
Cellular component (GO): cation channel complex; plasma membrane
Molecular function (GO): inositol 1,4,5 trisphosphate binding; store-operated calcium channel activity
Source: RefSeq, a predicted model, not a curated record
AGGUUGAGAGUGCGAAGAUGCAAUAUGAACGGUGAAGCUACCUUAGAUACAGUGGCCCUUUCCCCAACUGUCUCAAUAUCCUUACCCUUAGAUGAUGAUCCAAGCAAUAAGAUCGAUGAAGACAAGAGAUGGGACAGACACAUCCGACAAUCAUUAUCAAUUUCAAAUACCGUCCGGAUGUUACUUCUCCCACAAUCUCCUUGUCCCCAGUUAACUCAGGAGACAAGCAAUUCAACUAUGAUAACAACGAACUAUCAACGCUGCACAAAAAUCACGAGGUUUUCCCAAGCCUUGAGGACCUGAGCCAAAAGACGACUCAGAUUUUUGAGAUGAUUGCGGCGAAAGACUAUGAUGGAGUUGAGAAGAUAUUAUCAGAAAGAGGCCACAAAGUGGAUAUUGUCCCUAAAAUAGGUUGCUCCCCAUUGCACUACACUAGAUUGAAUGUAGCGAAUACAGAAAACAAUGAUGGAGACACGCCACUAAUUGCUGCUGCUAAAGUCAGUUACAGGAUGGUAGAUAUGAUCCUGGUAUACGGGGGUGAUCCGAACGUGACCAACACGGAGCGAGAUAGCCCCCUCAGUAUCGCUGCUGUUAGAGGAGACAGGGACUCUAUAGACGCUCUCCUCAACGCAGGAGCUAACCUCAACGCGGCUGUUAUCAAGCUCACCUCUUAUCUGAGGUAUCAGAAGGAAACUGAUCUGUUGAUGUCGCGGGAUUCGAGUCAGGAUUCAGCGUGAAGUCAUUGACAUACCUGCUUUCUAACGAUGUUUACUUGAAGUGUAGGGACCCCUUCAGAGCCGCAUUCGAUGUUAGCAAGAGUAUAGAGGCCAUAGUUAACAUCAGGGAUGAGUUUAGAAUGGAGUUUGAGUUGCUGAUCCGGGAUGCUGACGUGUUCGCCUACAAAAUGUUGGAUCAUUGUGACAGGAUGUGGGAAGCCAGGGAGGUGCUGGAGAGAUCACAUGGGCUGCUCAGAAAAGCGAUUGACGAAGGAAAGAAACGGUUUGUCGGACAUCCUUUUAGCCAGCAGAUCAUAAUUGAGGAUUGGUACGGCAAAGUGGCUUAUAAAAUGACAUUCGGUAAGGUAAGAAUAGCGGCCAAAUUUUUUCUGAGUCCUAUACUACUUCCGUGGUAUCUGCUCAAGUUCCUAGUGUUCGAGCAACAUGUUAAAGUAUCGCCAAUGGAGUCCAGCGUGGCACAACACAUGAAACUGCUCUCCAUUCCGUUCAUGUGCUUUGUGACCGAUAUAAUGAACUAUGUGUUACUGUUGGCACUACUUAUCGCCACUUGUGUGAGUCCUAAGAACUCUCACGUCCCUCUCGACGUGGAGUUCGUGUUAUGGUGCUGCACUGUUUCCAGACUCUUAAUAGAGUUUGAUCAGAUGUGGCAGCAGGGACUUUGGAGGUACCUGCCAAACAUGUGGAACGUUCUAGAGAUAUUCUCCUGUGCCAUGAUCGCAGCUGCUGCUGUAUACAGAAUCAUUGUGUGGGCCACAUAUGAUAACCCUGACGACAGUUUAAGUUUGAUUAAGCUGGAAAAUCUGCAUCAAGACAUCCUGAACAUUACCUACUUGUAUGCCAUUACAGAAUUUCUCAUUAUUCUGCGAUGGUUGAACUUUAUGGAGUUCUUCCCUGGUUUAGGUCCCCUCCUGAUCGCCCUGAGAGCCCUGAUUGCUGAUGUUUUCAAAUUUGUGCUGAUCGUGCUGCUGACAUGUGUGCUGGGUACUGCUAUAGCUGUUCACUCUAUAGUUAGCACAGUGAGAACACACAAUGAAACCAUUACUGAUUUGGUGAAUAAUAAUGUACUGGACGGAGCAGAUGUCAAGUCAAAGACCAUCCCAAAAUUCUUCAAAGACUUCUGGACUUGUUUGAUGAAUGUCAUUUGGUCAACAUUUGGUUUACUAGAAGUACCAGAGAUAGAAGUGGGAAACGACAGCACUUCAACCUACGUGGUGUACAUUAUUCUCCUCCUGUACAUCAUCUUAGCAGUGGUUCUCAUGCUGAACAUGUUAAUAGCCCUUCUCAACAAUACCUUCGAAAGAAUCCAGGGAAACUGUGACAUUGAGUGGAAAUAUGCCAGAAGCGAACUUCUCAAGGAAUAUAGAAACGGGCAACCUUUCCUCUUUCCGUUCCACUUUUUCCUGAUUCCGGUAACGAUAUGGUACAGAUCAGAAAUAGAGAGACAACACAUUCUGAAGCGGAUCACAACCGGCAACCUGGAGGGACAGACGGAACGUGACAAGUUGUUCAGCACACUUUGUGACCGUUACAGCAGAUCCGCCGCCUCCUCCGAGAUGUGCGGUGUGAUUGAGGGUUACAUGAACAUCGACCGGAGAGAGACAUUUGCAGAGGUGGUUGCACUUGAGCGGCACAACUCAAUAAUGAGAGGGGCGAGGAAGACUAAAACUAAGAGAUUAAAAAGAGAAAGUCAGGGUAAUUUAAAUGAGCAAGAUGUUAAAAGUAAGGUGUAGAUCUGAGUCAAAUGUUUUAAUAGUCAAUUAAGAGGGGAGGGGGGGAACGCCUGUAUCUGUAAGAGUCCUACCAUUUUCUCCCAUUAGCAUUUGUAAUUUCCAUGAACUACUAUAAUUAUAACCCCAUUCCCUCUGAGAGCAAGUUCAGCUGGCGACGAUGGCAAGUUUGAAGUUCCACAUUUAUGAUUGAUUGACGAUGUCAAUCCUUCGCAUCUCGCCGAUCUGCUGUGGUUGCGAGAAGCAUUAUUUGAUGCGCGCGCGACCCAGUAGUGCAUCGCGCUACAACAUUUAUGAUAAUUUCUAAAUGACCUAUUUUGACCUAUAAUAUCUGCCAAAAAUGCAAUGAACAGUCCAGUGGGUUUGCUGUCCGCAAUACAAUUGUAUGGGUAUCACCCGUUAACAAUGCAAUUGCUUUUCAUUUAUAAAACAUGAUUCAGUGCCAGAUUUGCAUGGUUUAGUAUCUGCUUGUUUUUAAUUUCAUAUAAUUUUCAAGUUUUAAAAUGUUUA